Molecule: messenger RNA, 1097 nt
Organism: Coregonus clupeaformis (lake whitefish)
Lineage: Eukaryota; Metazoa; Chordata; Actinopteri; Salmoniformes; Salmonidae
Product: interleukin-8-like
Exons: 4
Coding region: 52-408 (118 amino acids)
Biological process (GO): antimicrobial humoral immune response mediated by antimicrobial peptide; inflammatory response; cellular response to lipopolysaccharide
Cellular component (GO): extracellular region
Molecular function (GO): CXCR chemokine receptor binding; chemokine activity
Source: RefSeq, a predicted model, not a curated record
UCUCAGCGCACUCCGAUCUUGAUCUUUAACCUCAGCCGACCCAGACUCAAGAUGCCCUUCAAGCCACACUAUCUGUUGGUCGUCCUGACCGUAUACUGCUUUGCUGCUCUUCAUGCGUUGCCAAUGGGUGGCUUCGCUCCACGUCUGACGUGUCGCUGCAUCCGGACGUCCUCUGCCUUCAUCUCUCCUGCGCGGUUUCACAGACUGGAGAUCUUACCUCCAGGAGCCCACUGUCGUCACAUUGAGAUCAUCGUUACCAAGAAGGACAAUACCAUCGUGUGUGUGAAUCCAAAGGCAAGAUGGAUAAAAAAAGUCAUUGCCCAGUUACAAAGUAACAAGAGAAGUGCAGGUGUCCCCAUCUCAACCACUACGGACAGCAUCAACACGAAACUGGAACAGCGACAGUAAAUUAUAAAACAUCAUCACAUCAUUCAAUCUGGAGCAAAAUGGAAUGUGCACAACACCAGUGUAUGUAAUACCAAUGCAUUCAAUUGUAAUAGCAAAUUAUUUUGUUUCUCUCAAAUGAUCUCUGUAUGUAUUGAGUUAUUAUUUAAUGUAUUCUUCAUGUAAUGACUCUAACCCAGAAAAAUAAUCUGUACAAGACAACUUUUUUUUUUUUUAUAAGGUUUUUAUUGCCUAAUUGCUGAUGCGCGUGUAUAUUUUCUUUUUAUGUGAACAUUAUUACCCCAAUAAAAUCCACAAAACGAAACACUUUUCAGAGUAAUACAAAGUUAGCACCUCCACCUCUGAUUGGUUGACAGAUUCCACUCCCAGCAGGAGGUGGGACUUGGGUUGGUUGUAUUUCACUCAACUUAAACCCUUUUGCUCUUUGGGAAGCAAAGGUCAUUCUCAAACUUCCUGGUCAUAUUUUAGGCUUCCUUGCUUGCCUAAACACUACAGGGUCUACUUCCUCGUCCUUGAUCACAUGGUUAGUAUGAACGUAUUGACCCGACCACAUAGACCACAAUCCCUCUGUCCCAUACUCGUGUCAAAUAUGUUUUAUGAUUAUUGGUAAAGCUUGUAGGUACAGUCAUGGUCAAAAGUUUUGAGAAUGACACAAGUAUUGGUCUUCACAAAAGUUUGCUGCUUCAGUGUUA